Messenger RNA from Acanthoscelides obtectus, 232 nucleotides. NCBI's taxonomy places the organism in Eukaryota, Metazoa, Arthropoda, Insecta, Coleoptera, Chrysomelidae. The record is from the annotation of a GenBank genome assembly.
UGUCAGGUUUUCUGGGUCAAGUUCUUUCUGAAAAAAUAUCGAGUUGAACCAUAUGGAGACUGAUGAAGAUGGGACUGAAGCUGGUGGAAAAGCAAAUGAGUUUCAGAAACAUAUCACAGGAAACGGACCGUAUUCAUUAGAUCCAUUACUUCAAACACUCCCUCGAUUGGUCUAAAAAGCUACAGAAGCAUGAAGAGCAGAUCGUAUUUUCGAACAUUCGACUUAUCUUUCC